Molecule: messenger RNA, 3558 nt
Organism: Folsomia candida
Lineage: Eukaryota; Metazoa; Arthropoda; Collembola; Entomobryomorpha; Isotomidae
Product: innexin inx2
Exons: 12
Coding region: 1715-2917 (400 amino acids)
Biological process (GO): phototransduction
Cellular component (GO): gap junction; plasma membrane
Molecular function (GO): gap junction channel activity
Source: RefSeq, a predicted model, not a curated record
AAACGAUGGUUUUUUCUUAUCGGCCCGAGUUUUGAACUAAAACUUUGUGUAUUUGAUAGAUGUGCGGAAUUGUGCAUGUUGCAAAAAAUCUGGGAGAAACAAGCCCGGCGUAUCAAUUCUAAGUCCACAUACCGUGAUAGAAAAAUGUUAAUUUGGAUCAAAUAUGGUAAUAUUUUUAACUUAUGCGACUGCAAUUUUCACUUAUCGAUGUAAUGCUAUCUUUUGGCAGAAUUUCUGGAUAAGUAGUAAUAAAAUUAUACAUCUUCCCAUGCAAGGAUUACUUAAAACUUGUAACGUUGGUCGACUAAUAUGUUGUCGACCACUUUAAGUUGGGGACCAGUAUGACAUGUUCGACAUAUACACUGUUUCGACCAAUUUUCUGCCGACCACAUAUCUGUUUUGUCGACUAAUCAGGUUUCGACGAAACGUUUGUCGACCAUUCGUCGCUAACCUGAAAAUUUUGUGUAAGACCCUAUGUCACAUUGUCACAGGGCGAAAACAGGACAUGCUUGAUUUUACUAAAUUACUAAAGCAGGAAAUUGUGCAGUCAAAAUGAUAAGCCCAACUUCGAUUUCGAUAUUUUUGCUGACCAAAUAAAGAAACGUACCGUGUAGAUUUUGUAUCACCGAAGACAUUAAAAAAUCUGGAGCUAUUGCACCUAUUUGUACACAAUGCAGAUGAAGUUCAACGUCUGGGCACUACUAUGUCGGCGUUUAACAAAGUUGAAAAAGACCUAAUUAAACUAGGACCCUUGGAUAUCCUGAAAAUUCUACAUAUAUACAUAUUAAUGGUCUCGCGUGUGCGUAUCUAAACUUCGAGAUGGCACUGAGGAUGUUUCUCAGUCUGCCCAUUUCUGCUCCGUCAAAUGAGGGGCCAUUUUGCAGAUGAAAAUAAUCAAGAAUUAUCUGAGGUCAACAAUUGGCAAGAACGAUUGAAUGCCUUUGAUUUCGAAGUGGUUAUAAAUAAUUUCGCCUCCAAAAAAGAUUGCACAAUCAUAAUUCUGUAACGUUGAAGUAAGAAGUGGUUGAAGUAAACACAAUCAAUAUAUUGACAUCUUGUUAAUUCUUUUGCUGACUUGCUUACGAUCAGAAUUGUUUUAAAGAUACCUUUUUAGACUCAAAAUUUCACGCACAAAUGCCAAAUAAUAAAUGGGGCCGGGCCUAAAAAAUCCCCAGGGCCGGGCCAGGCAAGUUUGGGCACUGCUGUCAGACACAUGUAUACAUUGAUCAAAGCUUGUGUAAUGUGCGGUGGUGGUAUUCUUAUCACGGACAAACAAACGGAUAUCAAUUUCUUAUCCAUCAAGUAAACAUUCAGAAAUUCGUUACGUUACUGGUGGCACGUUUUCAAUAAUUUAAGCCAGAACUUACGAAUACAAAGCCCAAUGCUUCCUUACUUUAGUCACACUCACAAAUCCCUAGUUGAAAAAAAGUAGUGACGCCAUAUUCGGAAUUCUUAUAUAUUUUAAAUGUGCUCCAUUUGCAGUUCAAGACAUUCAUAAGCAGUGAAAUUAUUGAUCAAGGACAUGGACGUGCAAUUACAACCCGAUUCCGAUGAUCAAGUUGUUAUGAAACCGCAACAUGUUCAGAACAAGGGAAAAGUUGACCCACGGACAGGUCGUAUCGUGCGUCACCCUCCCCGUCCCCAGGCCCAACUUAACAGAAGAGAACGCGUUUGAUUUUUAAAGCACAAGACAUUUGCUUUUUUUGUCGCAGGAAUGGCCAUCCCCAACCCGUUGCUAGACCCGCUGAAGAGCAUCCUGGUCUACAACCGGCGACGCAUCUACAUCGAUAAUGUUUUCUUUCGUAUGCAUUACGUUUGGAGCACAAUAUUCCUCGUGACCUGUGCCAUCAUGGUGACCUCCAAGAUUUACGUGGGCGAGCCGAUCAACUGCAUGGCAAGUCCGGACGUGAAGGACAUCGUCAAGCAGUACUGCUUCAUCCAUUCCACCUUCACGAGGGGCAAGUUCGACAAGAAAGGGGGUUGGACUUAUGAACCUGCAGUAAAAGAGAACGAGAUCUAUCCUGGCAUCCGCCCUGCAAAAGAGGGGGAAGGAGCAAUUCACCACACUUAUUACCAAUGGGUAUGGUGCGUCCUAAUAGUCCAAGCGGUUUCCUUUUACUUUCCUCACUGGGCCUGGGAAAAGUGGGAAGGUGGCACGACUAUGAUGCUCGUCGGAGACCUCAACCUCCCCAUGCUCCCCGACGAGAAGAAGAUCAAGCACCGCAAAAAGAUAUUGCUCUACUUGCGUCGAAAUCGGGGGUUUCACACCAAGUAUGCCGUGCAAUAUGCUUUCUGCGAAUUUCUCAACCUCGUCAACAUUGUCCUUCAAGUUUUCCUCACUGAUUUUUUCGUGAAUAAUGCAUUCACUGAUUAUGGGCUUAACGUCUUAACUUUGACGCAAGAAAAGCCCUACAUGAGAGACGACGAGUUAGCCAGAGUGUUCCCCACCGUGACCGCUUGCCGCCUUGCGACGGGUGGCGUGGCCUUUGGAAAACAAAAUUAUGACAUUCUCUGCAUACUUCCAAUUAAUAUUCUCAAUGAGAAGAUCUACAUCUUCCUCUGGUUUUGGUUUCUCUUACUCGCAAUAUGCUCCACAAUCAGCGUCAUUUACCGAUGCCUCAGCUUAAUUCCUCCCUUCCGACGGUGGAUUAUGAGAAGUCGAGUUCGAUUAGAGACGCAAAAAGAAAGUGCGGACUCACUCGUCGACAGCAAUAAUUAUGGAGAAUGGUUUCUCAUCUACAAACUCAGCCAGAAUAUGGACUGUGUAACGUUUGGCGACCUGAUUUUAGACAUUGACCAAGCAUACAGAAAAUGGGACGAUGUCAAACUUCCGGAUGAAGAGCAUUAUCUCGCCGUAUCGGCGCCACGGCCAAGUAUGGAAGGCAGCCCGUACCAUCACGGCGAAUUUAAUGCAUAGCACAUAUUCACCUUAAGUGGUCCUUCGUAUUCAAAUGACAUCAAGAAAAAUGCCGACGAAAAUGUAGUUUGAUGAACUAAAUCUCAAGGAAAAAACAAUAUUGUCGCAAUAUUUUCAGUCUUCUAUUCAUGAAUUAUAAAUACGCUGCCUAUAAAAAACACAGACAUUUAUCUGAUGUUCAUCCACACUGUAAAACAAAAAUAACGCCAACACAAACUGCCACGAAACAUGGGGACAUUAUUGUUUACAUGUAAAUAAUUUAAUUACAGGGUGGAGAGUUUCUUGUCGCAAUAUGUGUGUAAUAAUAAUUGAAUAAUAAUAUUGGUGCUAGUCAUUCUCCGUAGGAAUAAAAUAAAGUGUAUGCCGUGCCUUGUAUGGUUAUUGUCUCUGCUUUCCGUUGCCGUUUUAAGAUAAGUAUGAUGAUAACAAAACAUAUACAAAGAAAGUAUUUAACGGUUCGUUGAAUCUAUUAAUUUGUAGUGGGUCCAAGAAAUGUACAUACAACUUUUAUUUAUUAAGAAGCAUUCUUUUUUAUUCUUUUUUAGUCAUAUUAAUUAAUUAAACCUACUUAAUCUAGUGUUGAUUGUGUUAACAUGAAUUGUAGAAGUGAAAAAUAAAUAAGCGUAUUUUGAUGCAUUUAA